ACCUCAAUGUUUGAUAAAUUUUAUCAAAAACUGUUCAAUUCUGCGUUCCAAGUGGGACUGAAUUUAAACAUUGGUCACGUGGAGAAAGCUAGUGGGACUGAGAUGUUGCGGAAGUCGGGGACGCAGCGGCGGCAGCCGCCGGCGUGGAGGCGGUGCCGCAGCCUGCGCCACAUCAAGCAGAUGCAAGCGCUCAUGGUGCUCCGGGGGUUCCUCUCCGAUCCGUGCGAGCUCCGGGAGCUCCUCUUCGCCUCCGCCGUCGCGGUCCGCGGCGCCAUCGCGCACGCCUACCUCGUGUUCGGCCAAAUACCCCGCCCUGACCGCUUCAUGUACAACACCCUCAUCCGCGGCGCCGCUCACACGGCCGCGCCCCGGGACGCCGUCUCCCUGUACGCGCGCAUGGUGCGGCGCGACGGCGGCGGCGGCGUGAGGCCCGACAAGCUCACCUUCCCGUUCGUGCUCCGCGCUUGCACCGCCAUGGGUGCGGGGGACACCGGGGCUCAGGUGCACGCCCACGUCGUGAAGGCUGGCUGCGAGUCGGACGCGUUCGUCAAGAACGCGCUCAUUGGCAUGCACGCGAGCUGCGGGGAUCUGGGCGUCGCGGCUGCUCUGUUUGACGGGGGGUCUCGUCAGGAUGCCGUGGCUUGGUCGGCAAUGAUCGCGGGUUGUGCAAGGCGAGGGGACAUUGGUGCUGCACGGGACCUGUUCGACGAAUGUCCUGUGAAGGAUCUUGUAUCCUGGAAUGUGAUGAUCACUGCAUACGCAAAGCGGGGAGAGAUGGCGUUGGCAAGGGAGCUGUUCGACAAGGUACCUGAACGAGAUGUCGUGUCCUGGAACGCGAUGAUUUCUGGGUAUGUGAGCUGUGGUUCGCACUUGCAUGCACUGGAGCUGUUUGAGCAGAUGCAGCACAUGGGCGAAAAGCCCGAUAUUGUCACCAUGCUCAGCUUGCUGUCAGCUUGUGCCGACUCUGGUGAUCUGGCUGUUGGCCAGAGGCUGCAUUCCUCUCUGUCAGGUAUGAUCUCUACAAACGGAUUCCCAGUUGUUCUCGGAAAUGCACUGAUUGACAUGUAUGCAAAAUGUGGGAGUAUGAAAAGGGCGCUCAAGGUGUUCUGGUCAAUGCGAGAUAAGGACGUCUCAACUUGGAACUCAAUUGUAGGAGGAUUGGCACUGCAUGGGCAUGUCCUGGAAUCCAUAGAUGUGUUUGAGAAGAUGGUGAAGGAGAAAGUCAGGCCAGAUGAGAUCACCUUUGUUGCUGUCCUUAUCGCGUGCAGCCACGGUGGGAUGGUUGACAAGGGACGUGAGUACUUCGACUUGAUGCAACAAAAGUACAGGAUGGAACCCAAUAUCAAGCACUGCGGUUGCAUGGUGGACAUGCUGGGUCGUGCUGGGUUACUAAAAGAAGCAUUUGAGUUCAUUGGUAGGAUGAAGUUUGAGCCUAAUUCUGUCAUUUGGAGAACACUGAUUGCUGCUUGUAAGGUUCAUGGUGAGAUAGAAUUGGCUGAGCAUGCAAACAAGCAACUGCUAAAGGCAAAGAGUGAUGAAAGCGGUAAUUAUGUGCUCCUCUCGAACAUCUAUGCUUCAGUUGGGGAGUGGCUUGGGUCAGAGAAGAUGAGAAAGUUAAUGGAUGACAGUGGUGUCAACAAAGAGGCAGGCCAAACAGUUGUAGAUGGCAGUGUGAAGGAUAUAAUGCAGCCUUUUAGACGGUCGAGAUCACAUUCCGAAUGGAAAUGAUUUAUUUAUUGA
Oryza brachyantha (malo sina) is the source of this 1740-nucleotide messenger RNA. Its product is annotated as pentatricopeptide repeat-containing protein At5g15300. The record is from RefSeq and is a predicted model, not a curated record. The transcript has a single exon. Lineage: Eukaryota; Viridiplantae; Streptophyta; Magnoliopsida; Poales; Poaceae. Gene Ontology annotation, molecular function: protein binding; RNA binding. Gene Ontology annotation, biological process: RNA modification.